ACGUUACGUCUAAACAUGGAAAAUAAAACAGCAUAUGAGUAUAUUCCGGCUUUUUAUGCCGGCCGCUGUAUAUUCAUUACCGGAGGGACUGGGUUUAUGGGUAAAGUUCUUAUUGAAAAAAUUUUACGAUCAUGUCCCGAUGUUGCAAACAUAUUUGUACUCAUACGGCCGAAAAAAGAACUAAGUAUCAACGAUAGACUGAAGAAAAUGUUGGAUAACAAGCUUUUCGAUCUGCUACGAAGCACGCAACCGUCUGCGUUUGAUAAAAUUAUUCCUAUAAGUGGAAAUUUAGCUGCUGACAAUUUAGGAUUGCUUCCCUCCGAUCGAGAAAUGUUGAUCGAAAAAGUAUCUAUAAUAUUCCACAAUGGAGCUAACGUCAGAUUUGAUGGAAGUCUAAAAGACAUGAUUCUCAAUAACACUAGAGGAACGCUAAAUACUUGUAUUUUAGCUGAGAAUAUGAAGCAACUAGUCGUUUUACUGUACGUUAGUACGGUCUUUACCCAAUGUGAUAAACCUGUAGUGGAGGAGAUAUUAUAUCCCUCGGAAAUCGAUUGGAAGAAAACAAUUAAAAUCGCAGAGUCCUGCGACGAGCAUCUUCUCAAAAUAUUAACAGCCAAAUACAUGAAAAAUGUACCAAACACCUAUCUCUUAAGUAAGAUACUGGCCGAAAAAGUGAUAGGCGAUUAUUCGACAUCACUACCUUGCGUGAUCGCAAGACCCUCAAUCGUUGUUUCGACAUGGAAUGAUCCUGUUGAGGGUUGGUUAGACAACUUCAACGGACCGAUCGGAUUGAUGGUUGGUGCUGGUAAAGGUUUAAUACGUGUAAUUAGGACUGAUCCUUCUGUAAUUCCAGAUAAUGUUCCAGUAGACAUGGUCAUUAAAGUGGUAAUAGUCAUGGCUUGGAAACGUGGUAUUAAAACUGAGAUUAAUACGAUUGAUAUUUACAACUGCACGUCAAAUCAAAUUAAGAACCUGACUACCAAAGGUUCGUUGGACGUAAGCAUGAAGAUCACAGAGGAAAUUCCUCUCGAUAAUAUACUUUGGAAACCACGAACAAUACUGACAACAAGUUCUUUUGUUUAUUAUAUAUUGGUGUUGCUACUGCACGUUAUACCAGCGACAAUCUUGGAUGGAAUGAUGAAAUUGUUCGGUGCACGCUCAAUAGUUUUGAGAUUGUACAGAAAAGUAUAUGUAAUGAAUACGGUCGCGUCGCAUUUUUCAUUAAAUAAGUGGACAUUUCAUAAUACAAAAUGGAACACUGCGGUCGAUAAUCUCAGCGCUGAUAAUUGGAAAGACUUCGGUUUUGACUACAAAGAUCUUGACGUACAUGAAUACUAUAGAAAGGCAGUAAAGGGUUGUAAAUUUUACCUACUGAACGAAAACGUAGACGAUCUAACAGCAGCCAAACGUCAUUAUAAAAGGAUGGAGUGGCUUGAUAAAAUAAUCAAGACGUUAUUCGUCGUGUUUACGUUAUGGAUACUUUAUAAGUAUAUAGCUACAUAUUAAGUAAUUAAACAACUAAUAUGGUAACCUUAUUCAGGAUACCAUUUAUUGUUGUUACCAUAGUGGGUAGUAAAAGUAGUUAUAAAUACUUAUUCAAACAUAUUUUAUCUGCGUAUUCUUGUAUUGGUUUUCUAGUAACAUUUUAUUAAUGUGUGCAAUUAAGCAACAAAUAUUAUUUGUUAACGUAAGAAUAAAUGCGGACUUACCGGAGUGAAACAAGAAA
This is a messenger RNA of Vollenhovia emeryi, 1726 nucleotides long. RefSeq names its product fatty acyl-CoA reductase 1-like. Lineage: Eukaryota; Metazoa; Arthropoda; Insecta; Hymenoptera; Formicidae. Gene Ontology annotation, molecular function: alcohol-forming very long-chain fatty acyl-CoA reductase (NADP+) activity. Gene Ontology annotation, cellular component: peroxisome. The transcript has 9 exons. Gene Ontology annotation, biological process: long-chain fatty-acyl-CoA metabolic process. The record is from RefSeq and is a predicted model, not a curated record. The coding region runs from base 16 to 1506 and encodes 496 amino acids.